UUUUUAAAAACUUGAAAACUUUCUUAAGAAUCUUAAGAAAGUUUUCAAGGCUGACCGCAAUCCAAUAUGUUGGGCGAUUGAGAUAGUGCUGGAAAGAAUAAGUACAGGAAAGGACCAAAUUCAGAGAAACUACACAGCUUGUGCGCGGCUCUCGGAAAGGACUGCAAUGAAGUUCCUGUUGGGCCUCCUCGUGGCGUGCUUUAUGGUCGGCCUCAGUAUCGCGCGGGAUGGUCAUGAAACAACCGACACUAACACCACUUCUAGAGGCGAGAGUCCUGCUGUUGAGGCGACGCCAGCAGUCACACACGAGGCUGGACAUACAGCGACAUCACCGCCAGGUUCCGGAGAAGCUGGGCCUGAAACUUCUCCGCGAGUCACUGCUGAGUCUGGUGGAACUGCCGGCACAUCUGUCAAUUCGUCUCCAGGCACAGAGCAUGAAGCUACGACGGUUCCGGCCACAACUGAGGCGACUGGUGCAGCUGCCGGAAUAUCUGUCACUGAGACUACAGGGCAUACAGCUGCGACGGGGACAACAACACAUGUGGGCGAACUUUGUGUAA
This is a messenger RNA of Dermacentor silvarum, 560 nucleotides long. RefSeq lists its product as uncharacterized. The record is from RefSeq and is a predicted model, not a curated record. The transcript has 6 exons. The coding region runs from base 228 to 560 and encodes 110 amino acids. NCBI's taxonomy places the organism in Eukaryota, Metazoa, Arthropoda, Arachnida, Ixodida, Ixodidae.